AAAACCUUACUCUUGCCUGAAAGUCUGACAAUUGUGAUUACACGUUUUACCAUAAAGAUCCCUCAGUUCCUCAAAAUGAGAGUUUGGAGAUGUUUUCUUCAUCUGACAAUAGUUUGUGUUCUGAAUUACAAUCUAUCUACAGGAGUACUAAGUCCCCAGAUCAGGCUGGUCAAUGGGACCGGUCUUUGCUCUGGCAAAGUGGAGGUCAAUUACAGUGGCCAGUGGGGGACAGUGUGUGGUGAUAACUGGAAUAUGACGGACGCAGAGGUGGUGUGCAGGCACCUCAACUGUGGCAGUGCUUUGAGUGCCCCAAGGAACGCCUCCUUCAGUCAGGGCAGUGGGCCGAUCUGGAUGAAUGAUGUGAAGUGCUCUGGCAAUGAAAGCACACUGACACAGUGCCCACACUCUACCACACACAACUGCAGUGGUGAAGAUGCUGGUGUUGUCUGCUCAGGUGUUGGAGUUUCGCCUAUCCUGCUUUUUGCCUCUGCUGCAGCAGUGGGUCUUCUUCUGUUGGUGGGCGUUUCCUACGCAGUCUGGGGGAGGGGGAGGAGCAGAACUAUCAAGAUAAACCACACUGAAGCUGCCAUGAAUGUGACCUCUCUGGGCUCAGAUUGUGAGGAAGAGGAUGACUACGUUAACGCAGAACAUGUGGGUUCAGAUUGUGAGGAAGAAGACGACUACGUAAACGCAGAACAUGUGGGUUCAGAUUGUGAGGAAGAUGACGAUUACGUCAACAUAGGACAUCUGGGUUCAGAUUGUGAGGAAGAGGACGACUACGUCAACGCAGAACACAUCGCGAACAACAGCAACGCGGAGUUGAUGAAAGGAUGCCAUACAGAAAAGUAAGAGAAUAGGGAGUUGAAUGCUGAAAGGGAUAUUCUAGAAAAUGACAACAGUUAUGCAUGGGAUAUUCGGUGCCAGGUUUCAAGUAGUUUGAAUGUUUGCAUUCAUCCUCAGGAAUGCUCCAGAAACAAUGAACGGGUGUGUGAACGACCACCGUGUUGGGCCAGACAUAGGUGGGCAAAAGGAAGUCUAUCACAACACAGAUCUUUAUGGAGUCCUCCAAGGCAGUGAUUGUUCACACAUAUGAAGCUGGACUGGAGAAUGACAGAAUAUAUGCAAACUAUGAAUAAGGCUUUUGAAGGAUCAUAGCAUGUUAAUUGUAGAUAUAUGUUGUGUGUAUAUAUAAAUAUAUAUAGAUAUAUAUUUAUAUAGUUAUAUUUUAAUAUACGUGUAUCAAAAUACA
Messenger RNA from Esox lucius (northern pike), 1249 nucleotides. Its product is annotated as scavenger receptor cysteine-rich type 1 protein M130. NCBI's taxonomy places the organism in Eukaryota, Metazoa, Chordata, Actinopteri, Esociformes, Esocidae. The transcript is spliced from 5 exons. The record is from RefSeq and is a predicted model, not a curated record. Gene Ontology annotation, cellular component: membrane. Bases 76 to 849 code for a protein of 257 amino acids.